This is a messenger RNA of Nymphaea colorata (pocket water lily), 990 nucleotides long. RefSeq names its product 40S ribosomal protein S7. The transcript is spliced from 6 exons. The coding region runs from base 177 to 755 and encodes 192 amino acids. Lineage: Eukaryota; Viridiplantae; Streptophyta; Magnoliopsida; Nymphaeales; Nymphaeaceae. Gene Ontology annotation, molecular function: structural constituent of ribosome. Gene Ontology annotation, cellular component: ribosome; 90S preribosome; small-subunit processome. The record is from RefSeq and is a predicted model, not a curated record. Gene Ontology annotation, biological process: translation; ribosomal small subunit biogenesis; rRNA processing.
AAACGUGUUUUUCCAACCCAAAAACCCUAGAGGGAUGGAUAAUAAGAGAAGAGCAGCUUCCUCCUUCGGCUUCCUCUGCGGCAGCGAAAACCCUACGAGUUAGAGCGGUUUUCCAACCGUUGCUGUCACCUCCUUCGGCCAGAUCGGACGCCGUCGCAGGAGCAAGAGUAGCCAAGAUGUAUACCGCAAGGAGGAAAAUUCAGAAAGACAAGGGCGCCGAGCCUUCUGAAUUUGAGGAGACAGUUGCACAGGCUUUGUUUGACCUUGAAAACACCAACCAAGAGUUGAAGAGUGAUUUGAAGGAUCUUUUCAUCAACUCAGCUGUCCAAGUUGACAUCUCCAGCAAUCGCAAGGCAGUUGUGGUUCAUGUUCCAUACAGAUUGCGUAAGGCCUUCCGCAAGAUUCAUGUGAGGCUUGUGAGGGAGCUUGAGAAGAAAUUCAGUGGAAAGGAUGUUAUCUUGAUUGCUACAAGAAGAAUUCUGCGACCUCCCAAGAAGGGUUCUGCAGUUGCAAGGCCUCGAAGUCGCACACUUACUGCUGUUCAUGAGGCAAUAUUGGAAGAUGUUGUAUAUCCUGCAGAAAUUGUUGGCAAGCGUAUUAGAUAUCGGCUUGAUGGAUCUAAAAUCAUGAAGGUUUACCUAGAUCCUAAGGAACGUAACAACACAGAAUACAAAUUGGAAACUUUCUCUGGAGUUUACAGGAAGCUUGCUGGGAAGGAUGUUGUGUUCGAAUAUCCGAUUGCGGAAACAGCGUGAUGGACACAGUAGAUUGGACAGAAUUAUUCGCAUUUACUUUGCAUUUUUCCUAGAUGUUGCAGUAUUUAUGAGCCAAAUUUUGUACUCGCAAUAGAGAGCAGGUUUCAUGUUUUGAGUGUGAAAUGCUCUACGAAGCGUGGAUUUUGGUAUGGUGUCACAAUUUGGAUAUUGUUAUCGCAGAAUUGCUUUCAUUUAGCAUUUAUGGAUGUCGUUAUGCUGUUCGGCUUUAGCUUUA